This is a messenger RNA of Hydractinia symbiolongicarpus, 841 nucleotides long. RefSeq names its product N-alpha-acetyltransferase 11-like. Bases 187 to 780 code for a protein of 197 amino acids. Gene Ontology annotation, cellular component: NatA complex. NCBI's taxonomy places the organism in Eukaryota, Metazoa, Cnidaria, Hydrozoa, Anthoathecata, Hydractiniidae. The record is from RefSeq and is a predicted model, not a curated record. Gene Ontology annotation, molecular function: protein-N-terminal-glutamate acetyltransferase activity; protein N-terminal-serine acetyltransferase activity. Gene Ontology annotation, biological process: N-terminal peptidyl-glutamic acid acetylation. The transcript has 4 exons.
UAAUUUUUUCGUCCGGCUGUGGCUAUAUAAUUUUAUUGAGGGGACAUAUUUGGGUAGCUACAAACCAUCCUUCUUCAUCAAUUUUUUUAUUGAUUUGCAAUAAUUGUAGUUGGUCACGCAUCCUUGCUUCUCAGCACUGAAAGAAGAUCCGAAUUUCAGCAAAAACAAAACAAAAAACAAGUCAAAAUGAAUAUUCGCUGCACAGAACCUGAAGAUUUGAUGAACAUGCAACAUUGCAAUUUAUUGUGUCUGCCAGAGAACUAUCAAAUGAAAUAUUAUCUAUACCAUGGUUUGUCUUGGCCACAAUUAAGUUAUGUGGCAGAAGAUCCAAACAAAAAAAUUGUGGGGUAUGUACUGGCAAAAAUGGAAGAAGAACCAGAUGAUGAUAUCCAUGGACACAUUACUUCGUUAGCAGUAAAACGUUCACAUAGAAGAUUAGGUUUGGCAAGGAAGUUAAUGGAUCAAGCUGCUCGUGCUAUGGUUGAAAAUUUUGGUGCUAAAUACGUGUCUCUGCAUGUGCGUGUAAGCAACAGAGCUGCUCUUAACCUUUAUGAGAAGACUCUCAAGUUUGACAAAAGCGAAGUCGAGCCCAAGUAUUACGCAGACGGUGAAGAUGCAUACGCGAUGCGAAAGGCUUUAACCGGUUUUAGUAUGACGGAACACUGUGAGUACAAUUCCGAGGACGAGUCUUGUCUAGAAAUCAAAGACGCAGACAUUGAAAAACUUUCGUUAAACGCUACCUCAGACGAGUGUUCAAAGAAGGAGAGCAGUAACACGUGAUACAGUGAAAUAUAAAUAGUUUUGAUCGAGUUUCUUCCAAUACAUAAAUAAAUAAAUGCGA